AUGGCCACUUCAUGUUUAGCAAGUAGCAUGAUUAUUGGCAAUGACACUACAAAAAUCAUUCCAUCAAGAGUUACCAUUCUUCCAAAUGAUGGUGAUUCAUUCUUCCAACAACAAAAUGAAAACCAAGGAUACAACCUUUUAACAGUAUUUGAUAUCCCUCGAUUCAACCAAUCAGUUGAACUCGACCCAUUCAAUGCAUACAAUAUUCGUGAUGAAUGUAAAACUGAUAAUGAAAAUAGUGACGAACCAUUUCAACUAUGGCUAACCAUCGUCAUUUUCGGAUGUAUCAUUGGUACUAUUAUCAUCAAGAAUCUGCAGAACCAAAACCCAGUUGAACCUGCUGAAUUAAAGACAGUUCCAACUUAUGAUAUUUGUCUUGAAGCUGAAAGAAAGAUAGAAGAUAUUGACCAAUUUUAA
Molecule: messenger RNA, 417 nt
Organism: Cavenderia fasciculata
Lineage: Eukaryota; Evosea; Eumycetozoa; Acytosteliales; Cavenderiaceae
Exons: 2
Coding region: 1-417 (138 amino acids)
Source: RefSeq, a predicted model, not a curated record